GGCUUUGGUCAGCUGACGGCUGAGUUCUGGUUAGGAAACGACAAGAUCCACAGGCUGACGGCCGCUAGACCCAGCUCUCUACGAGUGGAGCUAGAGGACUGGAACGGAGUAAGAGUGUUUGCCAAAUAUGGCAAGUUUAAGAUUGGUGAUGAGCAGGUGCAGUAUCGACUUGAAGUGGGUUCAUACUCAGGGACGGCGGGAGAUACGUUAAAAUAUCAUAAUAACAUGGCGUUUAGCACCAAAGACAGAGAUAAUGACAGAAGGAGUGGUAACAACUGUGCUGUGCAAUACACUGGUGCUUGGUGGUACAAAAGCUGCCACUCCUCCAAUUUAAACGGCAAAUACCUGGGAAACGUAAAGGGAAAUGCGAAAGGAGUCGAUUGGUGGCACUUUAAAGGACACCAUUUAUCGCUAUAUUUCACUGAGAUGAAGCUGAGGCCGUCAUCGUAA
This is a messenger RNA of Porites evermanni, 450 nucleotides long. Lineage: Eukaryota; Metazoa; Cnidaria; Anthozoa; Scleractinia; Poritidae. The record is from the annotation of a GenBank genome assembly.